Paramisgurnus dabryanus is the source of this 2841-nucleotide messenger RNA. The record is from RefSeq and is a predicted model, not a curated record. NCBI's taxonomy places the organism in Eukaryota, Metazoa, Chordata, Actinopteri, Cypriniformes, Cobitidae.
GUGCCAUUUGUAAGAAUUGAGGUAAAAUAUUUUUAAAAAUGAGCUACACGCAUCAAUAGAAUGAGAAGAAAUAAUGGCGAAGAUGUCAUUAAAAAAAUGACAAGGUAUAGUGCUGCAGAGAUAUCAAUCAGAAUUAGCAUGCUAAAUUACUAGCUACAGCCCGACUGGUGUGGUAAUACCAGUUUCGGCCAUGGGAGGCGGUAUGCGGGACACGUACAUAACCGCCAGCCAAACUGCAAUACACGAAUAACUCGCACGUGUGGAAAGUACAGCCCACUAUAGUCUCAGCCUCAGACGUCACGCCCACAGACUGUAUUGAAGGUCUGGCUACGCCCACUACUACAUUUCAGUUCAGGUAAGAGAGAGGAAGAAUGGCUGAAGCACUUGGCAAGAGACCACCACCACCACCACCAUUCCCACCUGUUGCAGGAAAAAAACCGCGAUCGGAGGCGCAAAUAAAAUCGGAUAAAAAAAGGAACCGAACAAGAGUAAAUAUUGGCACUGCGUUUCAUCGCUGGAGACAGUUAUUGGACAUGAAGGAAAUGAGGUUCGACUCCGAACUGGCAACAUUUCUUUUGGAUUGGUAUGAAGGACCACUGUCUUCUACUCCUAUGAAAAAACGGGCAGCACUGACAGAUCUCACUCUAACAAGCAUCGGGUCAAGUGAUUCUGAUAAAGACAAGCAUACCUCAGAAAAGGCCAGCAAGGGCUCGGCCGGUGUGGAAGAAUUGGCCAGGCUUGAGUGCAGCCUUGGGGAAAUGAGCAUUGGUGAGGAGGAACAUCUGGAUGAACAAGCCAUCAAUGACUUGAGGAAUAGCACGAUUGACUGGGCAGUUAACCCUCCAGCAUCAGAUACUGAUUAUGAGGAGCAGGACAGCUCUGAUGAAGAGUACAUCCCUCCACUUUCUCUUCGGUUGGGUGGAGCUUUACCAAAUGUUCCAAACUUUGAUGCGCUGCCAGUCAUUGGUUUGGAAGAGACCGUACACGACCUCCCUGCAGAUUUUGAGUCUGAACCAUCUACAGAUCCUGACAGCUCCACUGCCUCACCAGCUGAUUCAAAUGUGCCAACUGUACAGAAGGCAGAGGACAUUGUUGGUGCAAAGGCAUCGAUUGUGUAUGAUGAUUGCUUGAAGUACCUUGCGGCCUUUGUUACACCACCAGUGAAACGGUGCACAGCAAUAAAUGUGACCGGUGCAGCAUGCCAACGCCAUCCACCAUUCCUGGUAAACAUCAAAGGGAAAGGCACUGCAAGCAUGUUAGAAUGGAGCUGUGCUGAUGGACACAUUGUGUGGCGAUGGGUUUCACAGCCCUUGAUGAAGUACGGACUUCAGGCUGGAGACUUUAUGCUGAGCACCAACAUCCUGCUAUCAGGAAACAACUACACUAAAAUUGCACUGCUAUUUAGAUUUAUGAACAUGGGCAUUUUUGGCCCAAACACUUUUUUCUCCAUCCAAGACACGUACUGUGUUGACUCUAUCAAAAAGUACUGGAUGGAAAAAAGGGCAGAUGUGAUUUCAAGACUUCAGGGCAAAGAUGUUGUUGUCCUUGCUGAUGGCAGAAACGACACACCGGGUCACUGUGCGCAGUACUGUAGUUACACUACAAUGGAAAACGACACAUUGGAGAUCAUCAGUGUAGUCACAGUAGACAAAAGACAAACCGACAGACGGUCUGCCAUGAUGGAGAAGGAGGCCUUCAUCUUGACUAUGGAUCAACUAGUCAAUGAAGUUAAACUUAUCGAAAUCUGCACAGAUGCCCACUCACAGAUUGGUGCCCUGAUGGAUCCUGUAAAGGGGAGGUACAAGGACCAAAGGAUUCACCACAGCUUAGAUAUGUGGCAUGGUGCCAAGAAUUUGGCAAAGAAGAUUGCGGCUGCAGGCCAGGUAAAAGAACUGUCUGUCUUACUACUUUGGCUGAAAGACAUCGUAAAUCACUUCUGGUGGUGCUGCAAAACAGCCGACUCCUAUGAAGAGUUCCUGGCACUGUGGGCCGGCCUUUUACAUCAUGUCUGCAACGAGCAUGAGUGGGCUAUGGGCAGCUGUAAACAUGGGCAGCUGGCAGAUUCGGAGAAGCAAUGGAUUCAAAGAGACUCUAAAGCACACAAGGCUCUUGUGGAGAUAAUCCUCAAGAAACGAUGGUUGAAGGAUGUGCACAAAUACCUGCGCUUUAGAUCAACAGCAGUCCUCGAAUCCUUUCAAAACCAUAUAUUGAUGUAUGCCAGCAAGCGCUUUGCCUUCAGUCCACCGGUGUACGAAGCCCGAGUCCUCCUGGCAGCCCUGGACUACAACUACCAUCGGGACCGACCUACUCAGAAGAGGGCAGAUGGUACAGAGAUGUACAGACGAGUGUACAAAAAGAAUGCCAAACAGUACAGUGUCUAUGCGCGCAAGACUCCCAAAAGUUACAGCUACAUUGUGGAGCUACAGACGCUGGUGGUGAGAUCUAGGCUGGCGAGUGGCUCUGGAAUGCCCAGGUCAAGAACCCUAAGGCCAGAUGACCCACGAAGGCUUGGUUUACUUCCACCUGUACCACCCCCACCAACAGCAGAGCUUGUACAAAGACAAGUCAGGAGAGGACUAGGACCUGAUUUACAGUCGAGUUCUCCCCAGUGAAGUCAGAAUUGUGGCAUCCAGUGUACGUAUAGUACAAGCCUCUGGCAGAGAGAAGGAUUGUGACCAAUGGGACACCCACCAACAUUCACACUGUCCAUGCAAAUUAGUACAUUUUAAUUUGUAGUUCACCAUCUUACUUCGUCUAGGAUUUAAUUUGAAUUCCUGUAAUGUUUUUACAGGGUGGCUAAAAUGUGUGAGUGUUUGCAUGUUUUGUAAAUAAAACAUCUGA